GUAUGGACACAGAUCAAUUAACCAAGAAUAUAGAGCAAAGUAUACUUUUGCACAUACUGUAGGUUUUGUGCUUGUGAUAUGACUAAGUUGUAGGUUAGAAGUUCGCCUGUAUUGUGUCUAGGUUGUAGAUUAAUUUCCUCAUUGUUGCAGAAUUUCCAUGGCCAUACUUUCACCAUCGUGACUAUGGAUUACGCUCCUUUCACCUUCUAUGAAGUUAAGAAAGGUGUGGUCCACCUGAAGGAGUGUGUGGACGAUUUCUUGCUCAGAGCAAUGUCUUCAGCGCUCAACUUCACGUACAGCAUCAGGGAGCCCCCAGACGGCCAGUGGGGCCUACGACUCGAAAACGGUUCCCACACUGGUGUGAUAGGAGAACUGGAGAAGUACAAAGCAGAUUUCUCCCUCAACAUUGCUAUAAUAGGUGAGAGGGAGGAGGUGGUGGACUACACAGUGGGAUACUUCAACGACCCUCUCACCUUCUGCACCAGUAAACCUCGACCCCUCAACCAGGCCCUCGCUCUCAUCAGACCCUUCAAACCCUUGAUGUGGGUGGGAAUCACAGGAGCAUUAGUGGUGAUAUGUGUGAUGUAUUACGUCGCCUGCCAGGUUACUCGCCCACACACCUCCACUUCCUUCUCUCUAGUGCUGCUCAACAUCUUCGGAGCCUUCCUCUCGCAAGGAUGUCACUGGAGUGUGGGAAACGUGCCGCGGGUGCUGGUAGCCACCUGGAUCAUUAUGUCUCUGGUAACACUUACCUCGUAUGUAGCCAUGCUUAUUGCCUCCUUCACUCUGCCUCAGCUCUCCCCGACUGUUAACUCCUUGGAGGAUCUUGUACAGUCAGACCUUGCCUGGGGCAUCCAGGAUCAUGAGGCUGGAGAUUACCAGCUGCUGAAGACAUCAAACGUGCCACUUUACCAGAAGCUGUUCAAGGGGCUGAAGGUAUGCCCCUCCUUGGAUGAAUGCCUCGUCAGGGCCCGGGACACCAAGUAUGCUUUCAUAGCCUGGAGGCUCUUCAUGGAGGACAGGAUCGCUCUCAGGUUCAGUUCUGUGACGGGAGAACGGACGCUACACAUAGCCACCACUAACUUCUUUCCCUCGGAUAUCGGUUGGGCCUUGAGCGCUGGGUGUCCGUACCGAAGCAAGUUCAACCAGCAGAUCCAGCGGCUGCUGGAAGCUGGGCUCAUCAGCAAGUGGAUCUCGCAGAUUGUCAAAGAUCCCAAGAGACGGGAGGAAGUAGACACCAAGGAAAUGCCAACCCCGGAAGGUCCGCAGCCUAUCACCCUCGCCCAGCUGGCAGGAGCUUUCUACAUCCUCGUUAUAGGCAAUAUUUUUGCACUUUUACUGUUUUGGGUAGAAAUUUUCAAAACAUGAUGUCACUGUAAAGAUACAGGCAUGUAUACUGUAGCUAUCAGAUUAAUGGUUGUAUACUAACACCUAGUAAUACACAGUGUACUAAAUACCUUUCAUAACUUACUGAUCUGAGCUGCAUUUUACAUUUAAUUUAUUUACUAAA
Cherax quadricarinatus is the source of this 1510-nucleotide messenger RNA. The record is from RefSeq and is a predicted model, not a curated record. NCBI's taxonomy places the organism in Eukaryota, Metazoa, Arthropoda, Malacostraca, Decapoda, Parastacidae.